Molecule: messenger RNA, 536 nt
Organism: Magallana angulata
Lineage: Eukaryota; Metazoa; Mollusca; Bivalvia; Ostreida; Ostreidae
Product: putative nuclease HARBI1
Exons: 2
Coding region: 1-510 (169 amino acids)
Source: RefSeq, a predicted model, not a curated record
AUGGUGUGUGGCCCUUACUUUAGAAUAACCUCCCUUUGUGCCAGAUGGCCAGGAUCCUGCCAGGACUCGAAAAUUUGGAGAACAUCAUCUCUUUGUCAGCAGUUUGAAAAUGGAAUGCAUAAUGGUCUACUACUGGGUGACUCUGGCUACCCCCUAACCAGAUAUUUGAUGACCCCCUAUCUAGUACCAUGGACUCCUGCUGAGGAGAGAUUUAAUGCCAGUUUGUGUCGCACACGGGUUCUAAUUGAACAGACUUUUGGAAUAUUGAACAGAAAGUUCCAAUCGCUUCAUUUUGGACUGAGGACAUGCCCGGACCAAGCAGUAGAAUACAUAACUGCUACCUGUAUCCUACACAACAUCGCCAUAGACAGACAGGACACUCAAGUCAGUUACAACAUUUGCGACCUUAACAUCAGGGACUGCCAGCCUCAGCUCCUGCAGGACCCUGCAGCACAUGCCAGGAAUGAUGGAGUCUUGAAGAGAGCUGCCAUCACCAUUGGAUUUUUCUGAGCCACUUUCAGGCUAUGUACCAUAAU